Molecule: messenger RNA, 929 nt
Organism: Gossypium raimondii (Peruvian cotton)
Lineage: Eukaryota; Viridiplantae; Streptophyta; Magnoliopsida; Malvales; Malvaceae
Exons: 6
Coding region: 289-696 (135 amino acids)
Biological process (GO): endoplasmic reticulum to Golgi vesicle-mediated transport
Cellular component (GO): TRAPP complex; nucleus; cytoplasm
Source: RefSeq, a predicted model, not a curated record
ACCUAUCUACCGAAAAAAAUGGAAAAACGAUGAAAAUAAAACAAUGUCGUCCCCAACCCUUGAGUAAAUAGUGUACCCAAUCAAAAAGGUUAAAGUGGGAAAACUGCUACAAGCUCCAGUGGAGUAUUCAAGUAACGGUGCGGUGAAAAGUUUGUAUUGUACUGCACAAAUUCAAUAUCAUCUACUCGGAACAGUGUUCCCAAUUUUUCUAUAUAUUAUUUCUGGGAUCCCAUUUUUUAUUUUUCCCCAGUUCCUGAUUUUGAGAGUUGAUCCUGCUGUAACACAAGGAUGACAAGUACAGCUUGUUUUAUCAUUGUGAGCCGAAAUGACAUCCCAAUAUAUGAAGCUGAAGUGGGAUCUGCCGCUAAAAGAGAAGAUGCUGCUCAGCUGCAUCAAUUCGUAUUACAUGCAGCUCUGGAUAUUGUUCAAGACCUUGCAUGGACCACCAGUGCAAUGUUCUUGAAAGCAAUUGACAGGUUCAAUGAUUUGGUGGUAUCGGUAUAUGUAACAGCUGGUCAUACACGAUUCAUGCUACUUCAUGACUCUCGUAAUGAAGAUGGUAUAAAGAGCUUUUUCCAGGAGGUUCAUGAGCUAUAUAUAAAGAUCCUUCUAAAUCCACUCUACCUGCCUGGUUCCCGCAUUACAUCGUCGCAUUUCGACACCAAAGUUCGUGCCCUUGCAAGAAAAUAUCUAUAGACUCUCCAUAGUUGGAAGAUUUCAUAUGUAUGUUUCAUGUUCUCUCAUGUAUGCUGAAGAGUUAACCCUUUUUAUGAUAUCGGUUUGUGUGUUUCUUUACAUUAUUAGUGGCUCUGUCGGAAUUUCAUGGGUCCAGUUGCCUGUAGGAACGACAGAGACAGAACAUCUGAGAUUAUGUUUUCUUUAUUGGAUGUUUUUAAAUAGAAUUUGGGAAGGAAGAGUUUUAUUGUUUA